Theobroma umbraticum is the source of this 933-nucleotide messenger RNA. RefSeq names its product histone H2A.2-like. Gene Ontology annotation, cellular component: nucleosome. The record is from RefSeq and is a predicted model, not a curated record. NCBI's taxonomy places the organism in Eukaryota, Viridiplantae, Streptophyta, Magnoliopsida, Malvales, Malvaceae. Gene Ontology annotation, molecular function: structural constituent of chromatin; protein heterodimerization activity; DNA binding.
UAAUAGAAAAAAAUGGAAAAAGCCAAAAUGAAAAAUGCGGCAGUCUGAUUGGGCCCGUUCUGUUGCACGAGGAUCCUCAAAGAAGGUCUUGUUCACCGUCGAUUAAACAACCUAUCGAACGGCUUCAAACCUCUAAGUCCGUCAGCCGAUUGUCUCCCUGUUUUUGACCCAAUCCCAUAUAAAUCACAGCUCCUUCUAACACAAACAAAAAUCCCUGAAUUUUUUUUUUUGUGAAAAAGAAAUUAACAGCAAGAAUUCAUUUUUCGUCUAAUUUUCAAAUUUUUUGAGUGAUGGAUGGCGGAGCGAAAGUGAAGAAGGGAGCCGGAGGAAGGAAAGGAGGCGGUCCGAAGAAGAAACCGGUUUCUCGCUCUGUAAAGGCCGGGUUGCAAUUUCCUGUCGGCAGGAUUGGUCGUUACUUGAAGAAAGGCCGUUACUCUCAGCGCGUGGGGACCGGUGCUCCCGUUUACCUCGCUGCUGUUCUCGAGUACCUUGCUGCCGAGGUUCUGGAGUUGGCUGGUAAUGCUGCGAGAGACAACAAGAAGAAUAGAAUCAUUCCGAGGCAUGUUCUUUUGGCUGUAAGGAAUGACGAGGAACUUGGGAAGCUUUUGGCUGGUGUGACCAUUGCUCACGGUGGAGUCUUACCCAACAUUAACCCAGUUCUUCUGCCAAAGAAAAAUGACAAGGCGCCAAAGGAACCUAAGUCGCCAUCGAAGGCUACAAAGUCUCCAAAGAAGUCACCUAAGAAGGCUUAGUCUAGUCUUUGCUUCUUAUUUCUCUUGUCUAUGUAGCUUCCUUUGUGAGCUUUCCUUGUAGAAAAAAUGUGGAUGUUGGUAGGAAUUUAGGGCCAUUGUACUUCUAAUUGUCUGUGUUGUGUAGAACAUCCUAUGUUUGGAAUGAAUCAAAUGAAAUUUCCAUGAUCUAAUUCUGUUUUUA